Linum tenue is the source of this 453-nucleotide messenger RNA. Lineage: Eukaryota; Viridiplantae; Streptophyta; Magnoliopsida; Malpighiales; Linaceae. The record is from the annotation of a GenBank genome assembly.
AUGUCGGCCGGACUCUCCAAGUGCGCCAAAAUCCGCCACAUUGUGAGGCUCCGCCAACUGCUGCGGCGGUGGAGGAACAAGGCCAGGGUGUCCUCAGCGACCAACAAGCAGAUCCCCUCCGACGUCCCUUCCGGCCACGUCGCCGUCUGCGUCGGCUCGAGCUGCCGGAGAUUCGUCGUCCGUGCGACGUACCUGAACCACCCGGUCUUCGUCAAGCUCCUGACCCAAGCCGAGGAAGAGUUCGGGUUCUCCAACAACCAGGGUCCCCUGACCAUCCCCUGCGACGAAUCCGUCUUCGAGGAAGCCAUCCGGUACAUCGCCAAGUCCGAUGGGUCGAAUCGAUUCGCGAAUUUGGAGGAUCUCAAGCUGAAUUGCCAUUCGAUUCGCCGGAAGCCGUCGGAUUUGUGGACGGAGUCGCGUCCCCUGCUCGCGGAGAAACCCACAAUCUGGUGA